AUGAGCAAUCAGGCGCUGUAUGAGAAGCUUGAUCAGACGUGUGAAGUGCUGUCAACCAAAUUGAUCGAAAUCGUGAAGCUUUCGUCGAUCGAUGGAGCAGAUGGUGAGGACCCGGAAGCGAAUCUGUCCGAGACUUCGGUGGCGACAACGGGUGUGAUGUUGGUCAACAAUCAAACUAUGCAACUUAUCAAGAGGGUGCAGGACUUGCUGGUGCUCACAAGAAGUAUCCGGGAGAAGUGGUUGCUGAACCAGAUUCCGGAGCACGUAGACCGCGACAGUGAGAGCACAGACGCGGAAGAGCUGUCGAAUCUGCUUGAGCAAUGCAUGCAGGAGAUCACCGGUGAUGUGGAAGUGAAUUUGAAGUGA
Torulaspora globosa is the source of this 366-nucleotide messenger RNA. RefSeq names its product Srb6p (gene SRB6). Lineage: Eukaryota; Fungi; Ascomycota; Saccharomycetes; Saccharomycetales; Saccharomycetaceae. The record is from RefSeq and is a predicted model, not a curated record. Gene Ontology annotation, cellular component: mediator complex. Gene Ontology annotation, biological process: regulation of transcription by RNA polymerase II. The transcript has a single exon. Gene Ontology annotation, molecular function: transcription coregulator activity. Bases 1 to 366 code for a protein of 121 amino acids.